This is a messenger RNA of Saccharomyces eubayanus, 1665 nucleotides long. It is a transcript of the gene HRP1, whose product is annotated as Hrp1p. The transcript has a single exon. The record is from RefSeq and is a predicted model, not a curated record. The coding region runs from base 1 to 1665 and encodes 554 amino acids. Gene Ontology annotation, molecular function: RNA binding. NCBI's taxonomy places the organism in Eukaryota, Fungi, Ascomycota, Saccharomycetes, Saccharomycetales, Saccharomycetaceae.
AUGAGUUCUGACGAAGAAGAUUUCAACGACAUCUACGGCGACGAUAAGCCAACCACCACUGACGAAGUGAAGAAAGAUGAAGAACCAAAGAAAACUGACAGCGGCACUUCUCAACUAGAUCAACUAGCCGCCUUACAAGCAUUAUCUUCUAGCUUGAACAAACUAAAUAACCCAAAUAGUAACAACAGUAGUAGUAAUAAUAAUAGUAACGAAAGUUCAUCUUCUAGUAAGCAAGAUGGCACUGCAAAUGACAAAAAAGAAGGUUCCAAUGAAGAGACUAAGAAUGAGAAACCACUAGAAAACACUGCUUCAAACGCCAAUGCAAACGUUGGUUCUGCGGGACCUUCUGGCUUACCUUGGGAACAGCUUCAACAGACAAUGUCACAAUUCCAGCAACCAUCUUCUCAAUCACCACCCACUCAGCAACAAAUGACCCAGACUAAGGAAGAACGUUUGAAAGCUGAUUUGUCCAAAGAAAGUUGUAAGAUGUUUAUUGGUGGUUUGAACUGGGAUACUACCGAGGAUAAUCUUCGUGAAUAUUUUGGUAAAUAUGGUACCGUCACGGAUUUGAAAAUCAUGAAGGAUCCUGCCACUGGUAGGUCCAGAGGGUUUGGUUUCUUAUCUUUUGAAAAACCUUCCAGUGUCGAUGAAGUGGUCAAGACACAACAUAUCCUUGAUGGUAAAGUCAUCGACCCUAAGAGAGCCAUCCCAAGAGAUGAACAAGACAAAACUGGUAAAAUCUUUGUCGGUGGUAUUGGUCCAGAUGUCAGACCAAAGGAAUUUGAAGAGUUUUUCUCUCAAUGGGGUACAAUUAUUGAUGCCCAAUUAAUGUUAGAUAAGGACACCGGUCAAUCAAGAGGGUUUGGGUUUGUCACCUACGACUCUGCUGAUGCCGUUGAUAGAGUUUGCCAAAAUAAAUUUAUCGAUUUCAAAGAUCGUAAGAUUGAGAUUAAAAGGGCUGAACCAAGACAUAUGCAACAAAAAUCAUCAAAUGGUGGCAACAACAACGCAGGCGGUAACAACAGCGGCAACAGCGGCAACAUGAACCGUCGUGGCGGUAAUUUCGGUAAUCAAGGCGAUUUCAACCAAAUGUACCAAAACCCAAUGAUGGGGGGUUACAAUCCAAUGAUGAAUCCACAAGCAAUGACCGAUUACUAUCAGAAGAUGCAAGAAUACUACCAGCAAAUGCAGAAACAAACUGGUAUGGACUACUCUCAAAUGUACCAACAACAAAUGCAACAAAUGGCAAUGAUGAUGCCAGGGUUUGCCAUGCCACCAAAUGCAAUGACUUUGAAUCAACCACAACAAGAUUCAGGCAACGCUCAAGGUUCCCCAACGCCUUCAGAUUCUGACAAUAACAAGUCCAAUGACGUGCAAACUAUUGGUAAUACAUCAAAUACAGACUCAGGCUCUCCACCUUUGAAUCUACCUAACGGUCCAAAGGGCCCAUCCUCACAAUAUAAUGACGAUCACAACAACGGCUAUGGCUACAACCGCGAUCGCGGCGACCGUGACCGUGGUGACCGUGGUGACCGUGGUGAUCGCGGCGACCGUGACCGUGAUUACAAUCAUCGUAGUGGUGGAAACCACAGAAGAAACGGCCGUGGUGGUCGCGGUGGUGGAUAUAAUAGACGUAAUAACGGGUACCAUCCAUACAACAGGUAA